Messenger RNA from Colletotrichum truncatum, 4905 nucleotides. The record is from RefSeq and is a predicted model, not a curated record. NCBI's taxonomy places the organism in Eukaryota, Fungi, Ascomycota, Sordariomycetes, Glomerellales, Glomerellaceae.
AUGUCCGCCUCCGCCAGAAAUCGAACCGGCACCGUGAGCUCCGGGAGGUCGUCAGCAAGAGGUCGGAGCAAUGAGAUGCAAGACUUUACCAUGUCGCAGCCCAACAUUAUGCGCUAUUUCGAGCCGUGCGCCGCAACGGCGUCCAUGUUCUUGUACGCGCAGGGCUGUUCCAUUGUGUGCUGUCAUCACGAUACCCUUACGAUCGAGAGAAGGUUUUCGAGGCACUCGGACGAAGUCCGAUUACUCGCAGUUGACACCCAGAGCGAAGUUGGAGCUGGGAGGUUGGUAGUCAGCUACGAUGCAGGCCAAACAGCAAUCGUAUGGGAUCUUAUGACGGGUGACGAAGUCGCCCGAUUUGCUUCUUAUGAGCACUUGACCACCGCUGCAUGGAUGCGCAACGGCAACGUCGCGUUUGGCAACACACAAGGCAACAUCAUUCUGUUUGAGCCAACAACGUCAGAACACAUAUCCUCAAGAACAAUUGACCAAAUAGCAGUCACGGCUCUUGCACCGGCCGCAGAUUGCCGGACAUUUGCAAUUGGUUACCAAAAUGGCUCUCUGUUGGUUGCAACUCUGCAGCCACGAUUCACAAUUCUGCACAAUCUGGGAACUUCAAGAGCACCCUCGCCAAUUGUGACACUAAACUGGCACGCCUCAUCGUCUCGCCAAAAGUCGGACAUGUUGGCAACCCAAACUCAUGACGGUGACCUCCGGGUCUGGAGCGUGUCCAAGUCAUACAGCAGCGACGACCCUGCAAAAGUCGUCAGAAUCCUCAAGCGCACCGAUAACUAUCAGACUGGCCCAAACUGGAUGGGCUGGUCGAAGAACGGCCGAAUUAUUCAGUUCUCAGACUCGGAAACACUUUCAUGGGACGUCCGUACCAAGCACGUUACUUGGGACAGCAUCCCAACUCUUGAACACGUCAGAGGUCUGGCAGUUUAUGGCCCUGGUGCCAGUCUAUUCACUCUCGGUGCCAACAACACCGUCCAGCAGUUCGAUCUCAACACACCGUCAAUCAUGGUGGCUAAUGUACAGCACCCAGCCAACCUGUUGCCGCCGUCGCCGCCUGUCUCAAUCGAGGAACAGCAAUCGCAGAAGACGUCGACGACAAUCGCAACCGACUCGGAUGCUACAUCAGGCACAAUCGAGAUGGGCAUUUCCGAGAGCGAUGAGGACCACAUGUCCCCCUUCGACCGCAUCGUUGGUCGGAAGGAGACGAGCAAUGCGCCGGUCAAGAUGGCGCUUGACCCCUACGAUGCCGAUUCCGCCAGCGCGGCGUCUAGCCGCAGCGGACACUCCAUAGGGCUCUCCACCAUAUCCAAGGGAUCAGGUUCCGGAUCACGGACACCCGGCGUCUAUCCUUCGUCAGCUAUUUCGCGAGGAACCGAGAAUACUUACAUCUCUGUUGGAUCGUCGUUGCAAUCUUCCGCUGCACCGUAUCAGGAGCGGGACAUGUAUUCCAUGAGCGGAACUUCCAUGCUGACCGGCACUUCAAUGUCAUCGUAUCGAUCUCGUCGUUCCAGGCCAUCCCGUCUGCGAAAUGAGGUUAUCCCUAGCCCUGUGGACAACAAGGUUACAGAUCUCUUCAAGUACAUCAGAAGCCGAUUGAGCGAUAUUCCCUACAAGCACCCAAUUGCCGCCGACAAUACCCGUCUUACCAAUGAUGAUCUUCGCAAACAAAUGCUGAGCACCAUCUUUGGAUGGAACAAGGGAAUCGAAGACUUGAUUCGAGAAGAGUUGAGCCGGCACCAAGCCGGUGCGCCUGCCCGCAUCCUUCUCCUUCGAUGGCUUGGAGACCUUGAUGCAGAUGUCUUGGCUGCCAGCUCAGCUUCUAUGACGUCGUCCGACUGGAUGUUGUUGGCCCUUAGCGGCAUUGGAGGUCAUGCAUCGCAGCACAAACUCGGUCGAACAUAUGUCCAGAGACUCCUAGAACACGGUGAUAUCCACGCCGCAGUCACCAUCUUGAUCGGCAUGGGAGACCACACCGAUGCCAUUGAGAUCUACGUAUCUCACAAGAAGUAUAUGGAAGCCUUGAUCUUGACUUGUCUUUUCUUCCCGGCCGUGUGGGAACGACAGUCCGCCAUCAUCAAGAAGUGGGGAGAAUGGGCUGUUAUGCAUGGACAGCAGCAGCUCGCCGUUCGAUGCUUCGCUUGCACUGGGGCUGAGUCUGAUGAGCCCUGGACAUCCCCAUCUGCCGCUCAAGUAACUUUCCAGAGUAUCAACCAAAACGUCAACCAAGGCAUCCCAGAGAUCCUCUCCCCACCUCUUUCACCCCCCGGCGUCAAUCGUGGACCUCAGAGAAGCAUCGCCAAGACCUCCGCACUGAAGCUUAUCACCUCUUUCGGUGACCAAGGAGGAAAAUCCAAAUUCUUCUCCCAGAUGGACGGAGGCCAGACGCCAAUCGCUGCUGGCCCUACCCCUAUCGCAGAUUCCGCCGUCUCACCGGGUGGGUUCGAUGUUACGACUGCUUUCAUUCGCCCACCCAACCGCAGCCAGUUUAACACACCAAACUCCGCCAGAUCUGGCACUUCUGCGUUCAGUCGCAAGCGUCUCCCGUCUAUCGGGGAGGUCCCGGGCGACUUGUCGCGAGAGCAGCUCAAGGGCGAAGCCGACGAUAUUAACGCUCGCCGCGCCGCUCACAUGCGCAUGUCCUCCGCCGAGCAAGACAACCUGGCAGCUGGCCUGAACUUGCAGAGAGCCGCCACUGCUAGUCCCAUGAUGAUGCGCGACCAGUACAAGAUGGUCACUAGGACGAGGGACCUCCCUCCCCCAUCUCCUGACGCUAGAAUGAUCAUCAAGAUGGAGGGUAGCCUGCACCAGCGAAACGGCUCUCGCGACCGCAAGCCUAAAGGUCUUGUUCUCGAGCUGGAAGGCCUUGACAACCCCCUAGCCAACGAGACCAUCUCUCCCGAGCAGUCCGUUUCAUCCUCGACUCGUUUCCACUGGCCCUCUCGACGACGAGGCCCCGGUUCUGUCACGAGCUCUGUCAAUUCUCACUCGACCACGGGCAGAAGCUACCGUAGCAAUACUACUGGCGGCGGAAGACAAGACUAUAUUCACAGUUUGGACACUGCACAGCGUGUCCACCAACGGAAGCAGCGUAGCCGCCACGGCAGCCGGGAAGGUCGACGUGACGGGUCCACUGGCCGCGAUCGCGAGAAUAGCCGCAGCCGCAAGGCACCAUCUCGUGAGACGUCGGCGGAUCGUGGCCGCGCUGCCAAUCGUACCUGGCCCAAGCCGAAGCGUUCCCCUACCUCCCCGAUUCCCAUGUCACCUGAGGAUCUUAUUAACUUGAGCACUCCAAAGCUGCUGCCUGAUUUCGUGGAUCCUCCCACGGUGAGAAAGGCGAGCGCUAGCAGGAAGGUCGCCAGUCGUACAUCUAGUCGAGGCAGCCAAGUUCGCCACAAGAGCCCCGAAAGCAGACACCGCCCUCCUGCUCUUGAACUCCGCGGUCGCAGUCAAGACCGCAAGGGAUCUCACAUCAGGUCGCCCUCAUCCCCUCUUCCCCUUUCAGCCAAUAUUGGCCACUACCAGGGGUCCGAAGAUGAAGAGGAUUUCACUAAGGCUGUCAUCGCGCAAGAAAACUUCAGAAACAGGCAUAACAGAAGCACUAGCCACACUGAGGGACGUAAAGGCGUCUCCCCUGAGCUCACAAAAGAGUUCCCCCAGCGCGAUCGAUCUGAAAGCCGCCGUCGUAACACGGCUGAGAACAUAGAGCACACUCGGGAAGUUGUUGCAUCACAGGCCAAGUCGCGUGCCGCAUCAACCGAGCAUGCCGGGGAUCUCAAGGCCAUGAAGGACGAAAGACAACGCAAGAAGGAAGAAGCUGCCCGCGAACUCGAGGAGCGUCGAAAGUCGCUUGCGCAGCGUCCAUCAGCGCCCCCCAUCCCCCACCCCAACCAGAUUCGCGUGGGUGUUGAGCCUCCAGAGAGUUCCAUUGAGCUUCCUCCUCGCAGCCACACUGCCGACUCGCCCCAAGCCCACAGGAGCAUGUACGCCCGCAGCUCCAACGUUCAUAUUGGCCUGCCGGCAACGCCCAAAGCCAUGCGUCUCAUUAUUGAGUCCGACAAGGAGAAGGGCCAGAGCAUUCCGGUGCCCCCAAUCCCAGCCACAUUUGCACAGCGGCAUUCGCCGUUGACAUCGCCUGACCAACUGUCUCCCGAGAAAGGCCAGGAGGGCGAGGGGCUCACGCUCCUCCCGCAAACCACAUAUCAGCCCCCAGUCCGCGGUAUGAUCCCUCGCAGCAUGUCCGCUCCACCAAUCGACGUACCCUCGCCCAAGACCGUUGGUCCCAGUGGACUUGCGCUUUCGAGGGGUCCUUCGAUGAGACGGGGAAAUUCGGGAGAAGUCCGUACCGUUGACCAUCUCUUUCACUCCAGGCGCGCCUCUCAAGAGGACAACGACUACAUGAAUGUGCCGCCACCACCCCCUCCCCCACCAGUGUUAAAGGAGCUGCAGCACCUCGCCAUGCCUCCUCCACCACCACCGGCGCCGCUUCCUUACGCUGUCCAAAAUGGCGCCGGUGCCAUCGGCUCGGGCAUGAUUGAGAUCGUCAUGGACGAUGACGAGCCCGCCCCUGCUGCUGCGCCCAUGGAUAUGGUUGUUCCUGUCAUUCCAGCGCCAGGUCCUCCCGUUUCUAAAGGUCACAGCCGCGGCCGCAGCUUUACCGAGCGUGAGCACAGUCUUGCUGGCCGUAUUUCCAAGGCCACCGACCGCUUCAGAUCCGGAAGCCGCAGCCGCAAGGAUUCUGCUGCCAUGAGACCCAGACAAGAUGAUUACGAGUUCGCGCCUUACGAGAGCGUGCCGAUGCCGGCUGCUUAUGGCCGCGAGACGUUGAGAUCUCCAAUCACAGCACAGAGGCAAAAGACUCUUCCUACUGGCUUGAACGCCGGCGACCUUAUUUAA